CGUUCGCAUGACGCAUACCGCGCGCCGUCGCCGUUGUCGUCUGUCGUCGUUGUUGUUCGCCAAUCCGUUCGGUCGACAGUCGUUCGGUUUCGUCAUAAUAACUCACACUCACCUACACACGUCCGCGGGUCGACGACGACAGUGCCUUUUACCCGCCGGCCGCCGCCGAUAUUUAAAAAAAAAAAAAUAAUUAUUAUUAUUAUUAUAAUAUUACCACGAUUACAACGACUGUACCACGGUCGGCGUGUUCCGUUAUCGUCGGGUGUCCAGUCCUCGGCGUGCGUGUGUGUUGCGCGUGUGAUGGCAUUGUGUGUUGUUUGUCAGUGACCGUGUCACGUUACUCCUUUACUAGUUUGUGACUAUAUAAGUUAUUAUAAGGUGUUAUGCGGGUCGGUUUUUAAUUUUAAAUUUUUUUUCGCCGUUUCCGUCGGGUCGGUUGUAACUCCAGGAUAAGAGAGAGUGAGUGACAGUCAGACGAAAUAAUAUUAAUAAUUAAAAACACCAACAUAAAAUUAAAAAAAAAGAAACGAAUUUCAUUCGAAUUUAAUACGUAUACACCGCGGCGGACAUAGAAGCCGCACGAAACGUGCGAUGACGGCACCGACGUGGGAAACGUCGUGGUCAUCGUGGUCGUGGUCGUCGAUGUCGAUGUCGAUGUCGAUGCCGCCACCGACGCCACUGCAGUCACAGUCACCGCUGCCGCCGUCACCGGCUAGACGACCGGUUUGAACCAGUUUGACGGCGCGUGAAAACUAAAAUUGUUGUUACAAUCGCCCGGCCGUCAAGUUCGGCACUGAGCACGCGAGAUGGCUCCUUUGGACGUGCCCCGGGCACUGCUGGACGGCGAAAAAGUGGUGAAAUGGGACGACGAAAGUGGAAUUGGGUUACCGGUUACUAUCAAAGUAGACGAACGAGGAUUUUUCUUGUAUUGGAUGGACCAGAAAAAAGAUUGUGAAGUGAUUGACAUGUCGACGAUACGGGAUACUAGGACAGGAAAAUACGCCAGAGUCCCAAAAGACGCGAAAUUGAGAAGUGUCGUGUGUAUGGGGUCCCAAGAGCCAUUGGGCGAUAAAACGAUUACCGUCGUCGUGGCCACGGAUUUUGUGAACGUGUCGUUCAUUAAUUUCUGUUGCAAUAAAAAKCAAACGGCUCAAGUAUGGACAGACAGUCUUUUGAAGCUUGCUCUGAAUUUGGUGCAGCUAAAUUGGUCUCCAAUAGCGUUCUUACACAAAACGCAUACCAAACUGAAUUUAUUAGUAGACAAGAAUGGAAAAAUUCCAAUAAAAAAUAUUCUCAAGACGUUUGCGCAGAACAAAGACGAUAGAAAAAAAGUCGAAAAAGCCUUGGAGUCAUCUGGAUUACCGUCGAAUAAAAAUGAUUUCGUUAGUCCGGUAAAGUUUAUAUUUGAAGAUUUCUUCACUUUUUACAAAAAUCUUACGGCUCGACCCGAAGUUGCACAAUUAUUUGAUGACGUAUGUUGUAAUGAGCGUGGAGCUUCGGGUAAGAAAAAACUUAUGACAGUUGAUCAGUUUGUCGAUUUCUUGAAUCGCACUCAAAGAGAUCCUCGUUUAAAUGAAAUACUCCAUCCAUAUGCCAAUUCAGAUAGAGCAAAAGAUCUAAUUCGUGAAUUUGAACCUAACAAGCAAAGCGCUCAACGAGGCUUGUUGAGUUUUGACGGCUUUCUCAAGUAUCUGAUGAGUGCCGAUAACCCUAUAGUGUCUUCUACUACUUUGGAAUUAAAUAACGACAUGGAUCAGCCGCUAUCGCAUUAUUUCAUCAAUUCGUCACAUAACACUUACUUGACUGGUCACCAGUUGACUGGUAAGUCGUCCGUGGAAAUUUACAGACAGUGCCUACUGUCUGGAUGUCGAUGUGUCGAAUUAGAUUUGUGGAAUGGAAAGACAAAUGAACCGGUGAUCCUGCACGGAUACACGUUUGUACCUGAAGUGUCGGCUCGAGAAGUAAUAGAAGCAAUUGCCGAGUCGGCUUUCAAAUCUUCCGAUUACCCAGUAAUAUUAUCAUUUGAAAACCACUGCAACACUAAACAACAAGCAAAAAUUGCCCAAUACUGUCAUGAUUAUUUCGGCGACAUGUUGUUGUAUGAACCGUUGAACAGCCAUAAACUUGAGCCCGGCGUAUCAUUACCACCUCCUUCAAUGUUGAAAAACAAAAUAAUUAUAAAAAAUAAGAAAAAACAUCACCAUCAUCAUAAAAAGCCUACCACUAGUGUAGUGUUGGAGCCUGCUACAGCUGCCACUUUGGUGUUAGGCAAUGGAGAUUUACCUCGAGGACCAAUUCGACAAUCCAGCAAGGACAGUAAUCAAGACGAAGAUGAAGAUGAUGAUGACAGCAGUAGUGAUACCGAUGGAGAAGAAGAAGACGUAGAUAGAACUGUUGAUUUAAAACAUGUUUUACAAGGUAAGCCUUUGGUCGAUAAGGUAUCCAACACCAAAGAGACUGAAGCUGGUACGGAAAUUUCAGUUCUCGUCAAUUAUUGCCAAUCAGUGCAAUUCACCUCUUUUGAAAACGCAGAAAAAAAAAACCGCCACUACGAGAUGUCAUCGUUUGACGAGAAACAAGCAAUGACGUUACUGAAAGAACGACCAAUGGAGUUUGUCAAGUAUAACAAAAAUCAAUUGAGCCGAGUGUAUCCGGCCGGGACACGUUUCGACUCGUCCAACUUUAUGCCACAAGUGUUUUGGAACGCAGGAUGUCAGCUAGUCGCUUUGAAUUAUCAAACCAUGGACGUGGCGAUGCAGCUAAAUUUAGGGAUAUUCGAGUAUAACAUGCGCAGCGGUUAUUUGUUGAAACCGGAGUUUAUGAGGCGUGCCGACCGUACGUUUGACCCGUUUGCCGAAUCUACUGUGGACGGAAUCAUUGCUGGUACACUGACCGUCGACGUAAUAUCCGGUCAAUUGCUUACCGACAAGCGCGUCGGUACUUAUGUAGACAUCGAGAUGUAUGGUUUGCCGGCGGACACGGUCAGGAAAAAAUUUCGUACUCGGACUGUACCGUACAACGGCAUUAACCCGGUGUACGGUGACGAACCAUUUGUGUUCAAAAAAGUGGUCCUCCCUCAACUYGCAUCUUUGCGUCUAGCUGUUUUCGAGGAGUCCGGAAAGUUGAUCGGGCAUCGUGUCAUUCCAGUAGUUGGCCUCUGCCCGGGAUAUAGACACGUCGUAUUACGUAACGAAAUGGGUCAGCCCCUGCCUUGUGGGACUUUGUUCUUAAAAAUCACCGUAAAAGACUAUAUUCCGGAUGAUUUAUCGGAUUUUGCCGAGGCUCUAGCUAAUCCCAUAAAAUUCCAAUCCGAUCUAGAUAAACGCACCAAGCAAUUAGCUGUCUUCGCGGACGAACUGGACCAAUCCGUCGACGAAGCGAGUGUCAUACCGGCAGAACGAGACGUAAAACCAGUCACUCGUCAUCAGACCAGCUGCCCAGAUUUGCCCACCGGCCACCACAUGACCGUUACGAUGUCAGCACCGCACCGAAAAUCCGUGACUACUAACCCCGUGUCGACGAUGGACUAUUCGGUCAAUGAUGACUUCAGUAAGGGUCCGAAAGGCUCUCAAAGGAAUCUUCCGGCAUUAUUGUCUACUUCCCUGAGCGAAGGUGUAGUUGCCGAAUCUCUUUCAAAGCUUAGUGAAAACAAGCUGGUGAAGGAUAAGAAAAUGGAGCUCGAGAAAAAGCUAGAAAUGCUUCGGAGGAAACACGAAAAAGAAAGACACCGAGUGCAGCACCUGAAAUCCUCGCACGAUUUGGAACGGAUACGAAUGACCAAGUUCUCGAUGAGUUCCCGAUUCGUCAAGCGGCUAUCGAUAAAAAAUAUUCAGGAGAGUAUUUUGCAAAGCAACCAAGAAGCCUCGGAAUCUUCGGAAUGCGAUACGGACAAUUCCACCAGUUCGAUGCCGAGGAUGUCUAGAAGCCAGUCCGAACGGUUGUUGGCCAUAGGCAAAGAGCACGUAGUACAGGAACGRGACCUCCGUGAAAAAUAUCACGAGAUCGUGUUUUCGUCGUUGGAGAAAGUGAUGCGUUCGUCACAAUUGAACCAGAUGAAAAUGUUGCGCGUGCUGUUGGAUAAAGAAACCGCGGAAGUGAUGAAAAAGUUGCAGGACCGCCGGCGACAUGAAAUGAAAUCGUUGGCAAAAAUACACAAGGACAAAGACGAGAUUGGAAGGAUCAAGCGAGAAGUAUCCAGUUCAAUGGUAGAAAAGGGUGUGAAUGAACGGGUGCGCUUGGCUCAGAUCUAUGAGAAGAAGACUGAGGAGCUAGAAAAACAACACGAAGAAAUCAGACAAAAUUUUAAUGAUCUCAAGAAAAAAGCAAAAGCGGAAUUGAUCAAAGARUUUGAGGCCAAACUACAAAAUGUUGAAUUCGGGGUUGGGCCGAGCAUUAAGACCGAGUUCAAACAAUGAUACGAUUUUAAAUUCGUAUAACUAGCUACGUAGUUAGGUACUAGCCACUAAUAACACCUAGUUAAUACAAAAAAGAAAAAUUAUUCUAAUCAGAGGCAAUAAAUAAUAUUAUAAUAUAAUAUGUGAUGCAUUUGAAGAGUAAGGUUAUAGACACUUGCGCUGAUUUCAAUGUCGAUCCUUAAAGACUGACCGAUCGAUUUAACUCGUUUUUUUAGUUUAAUUUGAUUAAUUUUGCCAUUUAUUAUAAUUAUUUUUAAUUUUAACUAUUUGUAUUCUCUCGUUCUGUACAAGUCUUGUGAAUUAAAUUACAACGACCGGUGGUAGUGUAUUAUUGUUAUGUUGUAAUAUAUUGGUUGUAUUUAUUUAUUA
Molecule: messenger RNA, 4784 nt
Organism: Diuraphis noxia (Russian wheat aphid)
Lineage: Eukaryota; Metazoa; Arthropoda; Insecta; Hemiptera; Aphididae
Gene: Plc21C
Product: Phospholipase C at 21C
Biological process (GO): lipid catabolic process; phosphatidylinositol-mediated signaling; G protein-coupled receptor signaling pathway
Cellular component (GO): cytoplasm
Molecular function (GO): calcium ion binding; phosphatidylinositol-4,5-bisphosphate phospholipase C activity
Source: RefSeq, a predicted model, not a curated record